AUGCCACCAAAGCGCUACCACCAAUCCGAGCGAUUGAUAGGAUGGGGUCUGCUGAAAGAAAAUUUCCACAACUCUAGAAAGAGGAAGAUCCUGACUGCGGGAAGAGCCCGCUUCGAGAAAUAUGGCAAUACAUUCAGUUCGGUCAUGGGCUUUGUCCACAUUGUAGCAACUAUCGAGCCGGAAAACGUAAAGGCUAUUCUCUCUACAAAAUUCAAGGAUUUUGACCUGGGUACUCGGCGAGAGAAAGCAUUCCAGCCACUCCUUGGGUACGGAAUUUUCUGCACUGAUGGAGCACGAUGGGAGCAUUCGCGCGCUCUGCUGCGACCAAGCUUUGCGCGAUCCCGGGUCGCAGACUUUGGUUUGCUUGAGAGACAUGUCGAAAAGCUUCUCCGUCUCAUUCCUCGCGAUGAAUCGGUAGUGGACCUUCAGAAAAUGUUCUUCGAUUUCACCAUGGAUACUGCGAGCGAGUUCCUCGUGGGGACGUCGGUGGAUCGACUGGGAAACCCAGACGACAAGGAGAGCCAGGCUUUUGUCGACGCCUUMAACUACGCCCAACGCUGCCUGAUCGAUCGAACGCGGUACGGUGCUUUCUUACCUUUCUACCGAAACAAGCAAUUUGACGCAAGCGUUCGGAUAUGUCACCAAUGGAUCGACAAGUUCAUUCACCAAAACCUCGAGUGUCGUGCGCAAGCUGGAAAUGGAAAACAAUCCGAGAGCUAUAAUUUCCUUGAAGAACUUUCCUGGAGAUCUAGAAGUUCGGAGGAUCUUCGUGACCAGUUACUCUGUGUGCUGUUAGCGGGAAGGGACACAACUGCUGGUCUAAUAAGCAACGUCUUCUAUUUUCUGGCACGCCACAAGGACGUUUUGCAACGAUUACAAAGCGAAGUCGCGGCGCUUCAAGGCCGUCCACCUUCCUUCGUAGAGGUGAAGCAAAUGAAAUAUCUCACCAGUGUCAUCGAUGAAUGCCUCCGAUUAUACCCACUCGUGCCUUCCAACGCGCGAACUGCGAACAAAGACACGAUUCUUCCUGUUGGUGGCGGUCCCGAGGGCAAGUCACCUGUCUUGAUCAGGAAAGGCCAGAUAGUUAUGUAUAAUGUCUACUCUAUGCAUCGACGAAAGGACAUUUAUGGUCCAGACGCAGACCAGUUUAGGCCUGAACGCUGGGAAAAGCUUCGUCCCGGCUGGGCCUUUCUACCGUUUAACGGGGGUCCCCGUAUAUGCGUUGGACAACAAUACGCCUUGUCUGAGGUCUCUUACACCACAGUUCGAAUCUUGCAAAACUUCAGUGGAAUUGAAGCUGCAGAUCAUCGAGGUUGGGCGGAGGAUCUGACCAUCUCCUGCUGCAACUUCUAUGGACUUCAGGUUAGAAUGAAGCCAGCAGCUGAGACAUGA
Messenger RNA from Aspergillus pseudoviridinutans, 1392 nucleotides. RefSeq names its product cytochrome P450. NCBI's taxonomy places the organism in Eukaryota, Fungi, Ascomycota, Eurotiomycetes, Eurotiales, Aspergillaceae. Gene Ontology annotation, molecular function: monooxygenase activity; oxidoreductase activity, acting on paired donors, with incorporation or reduction of molecular oxygen; heme binding. Bases 1 to 1392 code for a protein of 463 amino acids. The transcript has 3 exons. The record is from RefSeq and is a predicted model, not a curated record.